AUGACGUAUCCGCGCAACACGGAGCAAGUACUGCUUUGCCAGUGGGCCUCUCUCCACCCUCUUCCACCAAACCCACUGCAAUCACUGUGCCGCCCCGAGAAAAGUCCUGCGACAAGUCUAGACGAGCAUCAUUUUUACGUCCACUUCCCGAAAUUGGCACGCAAGCCUGCUGUAGACGGCUGCUGGUGCGCCUGA
Messenger RNA from Bipolaris zeicola 26-R-13, 195 nucleotides. RefSeq lists its product as uncharacterized. The record is from RefSeq and is a predicted model, not a curated record. NCBI's taxonomy places the organism in Eukaryota, Fungi, Ascomycota, Dothideomycetes, Pleosporales, Pleosporaceae. Bases 1 to 195 code for a protein of 64 amino acids. The transcript has a single exon.